ACAAAAGCAAAAGUAAAAGCAAACCGUCCUCUAUAUUAAGCCGCUUUCCUCGACCCUGCAUCGGUAGUCCAUCUACUCUUGAGGGAGAGAGAGAGAGAGAGAGAGGAGCAGCCAUGGCGGCGUUUGCCAUUUGGUCGCUGGUGCUUCCAUUGCUCGUGGCGACUGUAUUCGGAAAGGAGAUCAAUCCCUUCUCUCCGAAGGCAUCUGUGCAGAGGUACUGGAGCCAGCAGGUGGCUGGCCCGGCGAAAAUUCCGGCCUUCCUGCUGGACAAGGCGUCCCCGCUCGACGCCCUGAACUCGGCCCUACUCCGGAGAUACGUGGAGCAGAACACGCUGCCCACCCACCUCCGCUCUUUCUGCGACGCCGCCCGCCUCUUCUGCCUCCCCAACCCUGCCGCUUCCCUCGAGAAGCACAGCGAUAACGUCGACUUCGCUGUCUACUCCGGCCAAAACUUCAGCAACUACCGGUCCGACGCGGUGGGAGGCGCUGAUAACUUCAAGAACUACUCCCAAAACGACAACGUCGUCGCCGAUACGUUCACGCGCUACAGCCGCAGCUCCGUUGGCCACGGCGAUACGUUCACCGCGUACCUUCCCAACGUCAAUGUCGGCGACGGUGAAUUCUCUAGCUACGGCAUUGGCGCCUCCGGCGGCGCCGGUCAGUUCGCCCACUACGCGGACAACAUCAACGUUCCGAACAUCCAGUUCAGGACUUACGAAUCAGACGGCGUGGGCAGGAACCGUGACUUCCAGACCUACUCUGACCAGGCGAACGCCGGCGACCAGUCGUUCAGAAGCUACGGCCGGAGAGGUACUGGCGUUCCCACCACCUUCUCGAGCUACGGCGAGUCCAGCAACGUCAUUGGCUCGACAUUCAACAAUUACGGUGAGAGCGGCACCCGCGCCAACGACUCCUUCACCAGCUACGGCCACAACGGAAACGUGCCGGAGAACGGCUUCCGGAACUACGGCGAAGGCGGCAACGGCGGCGUCGACUCGUUCGCCUCAUACAGGGACGACGCCAACGUAGGCGACGACUCCUUCACCUCCUACGGCAAGCACGGCGUCUCUCCGAAGCUCGACUUCGCCAACUACGGCCAGUCGGCGAACGUGGGCACCGACAGAUUCAAGGGCUACGGCCAGGGCGCCACUGGUGCCCAGAUCGGGUUCAAGAUCUACGGAGUCAACAACUCGUUUGGGGACUACGCCGACAAGAAAUCCGUUUCCUUCGCCAGCUACACCACUCCGACCUCCGCCACCCCUGCGAAGACCACCACCAACAAAUGGGCAGUCGCGCCCGGGAAAUUCUUCAGGGAGAAGAUGCUGAAAACCGGAACCGUGAUGCCGAUGCCGGACAUCCGCGACCGGAUGCCACCGAGGUCGUUCUUGCCGCGGUCGGUCUCCGAAAAGCUGCCAUUCUCGAGCUCGAAACUCGGGGAGCUGAAGCAGCUGUUCGAAGCAGGGGACGACUCGGCCAUGGCGAAAGCGAUCCAGAAGACGCUGGCGGAGUGCGAGAGAAAGCCGAGCAAGGGAGAGUCAAAGAGGUGUGUGACCUCCAUAGAAGACAUGAUCGACUUCGCGACGUCGAUGCUGGGGAAGAAGGUGGAGCUGAGGUCGACGGAUUCGACGGCGGGGUCCGGGAAGAACGUGGAGAUCGGAGAGGUGAAGGGGCUGGACGGCGGGAGGAUCACCAGAACGGUGUCGUGCCACCAGAGCCUCUUCCCUUACAUGGUGUACUACUGCCACUCCGUCCCGGUGGUCAGAGCCUACGAGGCCGACAUUCUCGACGUCGAUAGCAAGAAGAAGAUCAACCAUGGCGUCGCCGUCUGUCACCUGGACACCAGCGCAUGGGGGCCGAGUCAUGGAGCGUUCUUGGCUUUGGGAUCCAAACCCGGAGAGAUUGAGGUCUGUCACUGGAUCUUUGAGAACGACAUGGUCUGGGUAAGGUCUAGCUGAGCGGUUCUAGAACAUCAGAUGAGAUAGGGAUUGGAUGUUGUACCAUCUAAAAAGGUGAGAUCUUGAUUCUGUAUCCGAUCCAUCUAGAGUCUUAACUCGGACUCUCUCUCUCUCUCUCUCUCUCUGUGUGUGCAUGGCUCUGGUUGACGAAGAUUGAAGGGAAAUGAAGAGGAAAGUUUGUGGAAGAAGAAGAUGAUGGUGGUGGUGUCUCUCUUGUUUUCGAUCUCUUCAAGUAAUAACGAAGACUUGUUGUGUUCA
This is a messenger RNA of Nymphaea colorata (pocket water lily), 2213 nucleotides long. Its product is annotated as polygalacturonase 1 beta-like protein 3. Lineage: Eukaryota; Viridiplantae; Streptophyta; Magnoliopsida; Nymphaeales; Nymphaeaceae. Bases 114 to 1955 code for a protein of 613 amino acids. The transcript has 2 exons. The record is from RefSeq and is a predicted model, not a curated record.